AUGGACGGCCCCGGAUAUACCUCUGCGUCGUCUGCGUCUGCUCAUACCGCAACUUCACAUCGUCGCAAGCUCAUUAAGAAACCUCCCACUUACGCCUACGCUCGCUCCUCAUCUGGCUUCGAUGGUGGUGCCUUCGACGCCCAGUCCCUCGAGAGCAAACGCAGUUCCCAGAGUCUGAGAAGAGCCCCCAGCGCUCCCCCAGCCCGCUCAAACCCCGCGACCGUGUCCGACUGGCAAGACUCUGAUCGAUCUCAUCCUCAAUUAUCCGCCAACAGCAACACUCUAAGACCUGUCCCAUCGCCCAUCUCACCUCAGGGCGACUUCACCCCCGCUAACCACUGGGCGCCUGUCCCCCGUCAUCCCGACCGUCUCUCCGAUUCUCACCUCCGCCCUCUCAGUAAGACAGCGGUGCCUGACGACCUGAUCGGCGCUCCUUUUGACGGCGCUGCUAUUCUGAACCGCAUUGAAUCGAUAAAGAUUCCUAGUCCGAAGGCUGCUGCCCCUCGUCAAUUUCCUUCCCAAAUCGUCAAGGUGCCUACCGACUCUAGGCUCGCUAGUCCUGCCCUACGAACUUCGACCAGCUUCUCCGCGAUGGACUCGUCUCUGAACGAGAAGAGCCUUGGCCCAAGGGCUCCAACUGAUGGGCCUUCGAUCAACCCCAAGAGAUAUUCCGACGAUGGCAAGGACCUCAAGCCCGCUGUUCUACGAAAGAAGUCAGGAUUUUCCGGUUUCAUGAACAGUUUGGUAGGAUCGCCCAAGAAGCCCGUUAUCUCUGCACCCGAGAAUCCCGUCCACGUUACUCAUGUCGGCUAUGAUAGUUCCACGGGCCAGUUCACAGGUUUGCCAAAAGAAUGGCAGCGGCUUAUCAACGAAAGCGGAAUUCCUGAAAAGGAAAGGCGAGAAAACCCGCAAACUAUGGUUGAUAUCUUGCAGUUCUACAAAGAGACCACGGAGAGGCCCCCAGAGGAUCAGGUCCUUGAGAAAUUUCAUCAUGCUGGUCAGUAUGCCACCUCUCCGGCAACUGCAGCAUCACCGGGCAUGUACCCGUCAAACUAUAUGGGAAGUUUUGAGAAUCCCCGAGCACCACCGCCUGUUCCCCGAGGCCAGGUUGGUAAGGACCUGAUGCCCAGUCGCCCGGCCCCGAAACCGCCCGUCAGCAUGAGCAAUCGGCAUAUGCCUCAAGGCGCAUAUUCGACCAAAGACUCAGGCAUCGGUAUGUCUCAGUCCGGCGACGAAUCUUACGGCAUGUCAAAGGAUGCUGGCCCUAUGCUCCCCGAAGAGCACCGAUCGAGAUCCAAUUCGCGCGUCGCUGGACCUACAUACGCCCCAACUGCACCGCAGCCCAACCCACAACUUGCCCAGGCGCAAGCCGCCGCUUAUCAACAGCAACUUAUGCAGCAGCAACAAGAGCAAGCCAUGGCUCAGGCCCAAGCUGCCAUGUCUGGCAGCAUCGGUCGUGCUCCUAGUAAACGAACUCCUCAUCCCCAGAACCCGAACAUGCAAGCUGCUCCAGGUUACGGCCGUGCCCCCGAGUCUAAUGGUGUACACAACGCUCCUCGUCAGCAGGCUCCUGGAGCAGCCGUACCUGGGGCUAGACCACGACACCGGGCUCGUCAGAGCGCAGGCCUUGACAUCGUUGCUGCCCUCAAGCGCAUCUGUAGCGAAGGCGACCCUCGAGACAUAUACCGAGGAUUCAACAAAAUCGGCCAGGGUGCAUCUGGAGGUGUUUUCACCGGUCACGAGCGUGGCACGAACAGAUUGGUGGCUAUCAAGCAGAUGAAUCUCGAACAGCAACCUAAGAAGGACCUGAUUAUCAAUGAGAUUCUUGUCAUGAAGGAUAGUUCACAUCCCAACAUCGUCAACUUCAUCGACAGUUAUCUGUGUGGUGGCGAGCUGUGGGUCGUCAUGGAGUUUAUGGAGGGAGGCAGCCUUACGGAUGUUGUCACCUUCAAUAUCAUGUCUGAGGGGCAGAUCGCUUCUGUGUGUCGCGAGACCCUUCUUGGUCUGCAACAUCUGCAUUCCAAGGGAGUCAUUCACCGAGAUAUCAAGUCGGACAACAUCUUGCUAUCCCUGGAGGGCAAGAUCAAGCUGACCGAUUUUGGAUUCUGUGCGACCAUCAAUGAAGCCCAGAACAAGCGAACAACCAUGGUGGGUACACCCUACUGGAUGGCGCCCGAAGUCGUUACUAGGAAAGAGUACGGGCGCAAGGUUGACAUUUGGUCUCUGGGUAUCAUGGCUAUCGAAAUGAUAGAAGGCGAGCCACCAUACCUGACGGAAUCCCCCCUGCGUGCGCUUUGGUUGAUUGCAACCAACGGAACUCCUCACAUUAAGAAUGAACAGGAUCUUUCCCCUGUGUUCAAGGACUUCCUCUACUUUGCACUCAAGGUGGAUCCGGAGAAGCGGGCCAGUGCUCAUGAUCUGCUGAGGCAUGAAUUCAUGAAGCAGUGUGUUGACCUAGGUCAACUAUCGCCAUUGGUGCGAGCCGCUCGAGAACAGAGGGCGCAAGAAAAGGCUCGCAAGGGGCAGUAG
Messenger RNA from Fusarium proliferatum ET1, 2529 nucleotides. RefSeq lists its product as uncharacterized. The transcript has 5 exons. Gene Ontology annotation, cellular component: cytoplasm. The record is from RefSeq and is a predicted model, not a curated record. The coding region runs from base 1 to 2529 and encodes 842 amino acids. Gene Ontology annotation, biological process: regulation of MAPK cascade; protein phosphorylation; intracellular signal transduction. Lineage: Eukaryota; Fungi; Ascomycota; Sordariomycetes; Hypocreales; Nectriaceae. Gene Ontology annotation, molecular function: protein serine/threonine kinase activity; ATP binding.